Molecule: messenger RNA, 737 nt
Organism: Andrographis paniculata
Lineage: Eukaryota; Viridiplantae; Streptophyta; Magnoliopsida; Lamiales; Acanthaceae
Product: protein BOLA1, chloroplastic-like
Exons: 1
Coding region: 83-403 (106 amino acids)
Source: RefSeq, a predicted model, not a curated record
AAUUAAUAUUCACGCCCAAAAAUUAGGUUAAAUCGAUUGAUGUCGUCGUCGCCCCCAACUAAGAGCAGCGGGCGUGGUAUCAAUGGCAACGCGAACGCUAUGUUCAAGAGCUAAUCGAAUCCAGACGCAGCUCCAAACGGCGCUGCAAGCCACCGUUUUAGAGGUCGAGGACGUCUCCUACCAGCACGCCGGUCACGCCGCCGUCAGAGCCAUGGAAGGCGGCGUUGCUAAUGAGACGCAUUUCAAUGUUAAGAUUGUGUCUCCAAAAUUCGAAGGUCUGAACCUUGUGAAGCGACACCGUAUGGUUUACGAACUCCUAUCCGGCGAGCUCCAGUCCGGUUUGCACGCUCUCUCCAUCACCGCCAAGACCCCGCCGAAGCCGCGCACUGCGCUACCUUCCUGAAUCACAAUCAGGGUAACUUUACUUAUUCUGUCCAAUCCUCUCUAUUAGAUGAAAAUUUGCUGGAUUUCCUGCAAAUUCGAUCUCUCUUUUACGAUCUGACCGGAUGAUAGGAAAUGAUUUGAGGCUUUGGAAUUCUGAAUUUGAUAUGAAUUAUGAUUUCCUUUUUGUUCAAAUAAGGAUUUAUAUGUUGGAAUGCUCGGAUGAAAUCAGAAUUAAGAAAGGAUUUUCCUUCCUAAUCCUGCUAGUAUUUGCUUAUUCAAGAAACAUCAUGUUGGUCUGUAUACAUUUCUUUCCCUCUUUUCAAAUUGAAUUAGAACUUAGUGUGCCAUCGAAA